Ctenopharyngodon idella (grass carp) is the source of this 1643-nucleotide messenger RNA. RefSeq lists its product as uncharacterized. NCBI's taxonomy places the organism in Eukaryota, Metazoa, Chordata, Actinopteri, Cypriniformes, Xenocyprididae. Bases 90 to 956 code for a protein of 288 amino acids. The record is from RefSeq and is a predicted model, not a curated record. The transcript has 8 exons.
UUUGAUGAUAUCGAUCAGGACACCUGUGAAUUUAGAAAACAGAAACAGCACACUGUAGAAGACAGACGUCAAAGACAGAGGACGAAGAGAUGUCACAAAUUCUGAGUCCGCUCCUGACACCUCGUGAGAAUGGCCUUCUCUUCAGUUUACUAAGUCAUGACUGCAGUGUUUUAGCAUGUGGUAUUGUACAGCUGGUAAUGGCAGCCCCUCCGAAGAAAAGGGAGUGGAAAAGUCACAGUUUUGGAGUUUUAUGUCUGGUGCAAGAUAAAUCCAUGCAUUCAACAUUCAUGAGACUCUACUGUCUUAAGAAGGCCAAGCUGCAAUGGGAACAGGAACUGUAUACACCAUUUGAGUACUCAGAAACAUGUCCUUAUUUCCACACCUUUCCUGGUGAUGAGUGUCAGAUAGGAAUAAACUUUGCAGAUGAAGAUGAGGCCAAGCAGUUCUACACUGCUGUGCAGAAGCAGAUCAGUGACAACAAAGCAUUUCACUCAGGGCUUACACGCAGAUACAGCGUGGGGGCUGUUUCUGAUUGGAAAGACAAGCUUGACAAUUGUCUUCGAGGACAUGAAGUGCAAAAGAGGCUUUCUCUUAGAAGUGCAUCCAGAGUUCCACACCAUCCUGAUUCAGAUGAAACAUUUCCAGCGAGCAAGUCCAGCCAAAUAAAUGACUCAUCUCAGACUCUCUCCAGCGUUAAUGAAGAGUCUAUCUCGCUCGCCCAGAGGAAAGGACCUCUCCCACCUCUUCCCCUUCAUGCCAGGGCGGCCAUGCUGAAGCUGAAUCGCAGUGCUAGCAUGCAAAACUCCACCAUUCAUGUUCCACCCCCUCCAUCUUACCGCGCCCCCACAACCCCUCUAAAAUCAGCUGUUAAAGAUCGCUCCUCAGCUGGAAUGAAGAAAACUUUGCAUUAUAAUGUUGGCUUCGAGGAUGAAUCUGGCUAUGAUGAUUACCUUUAAAACCAUCACCCUCUCCAUCAUAUGAGACUUUAUGACAGCAAAAAUUAGGAUCUGGUCUUGUUAUCCCACUAUUCCCUACAAACACUUACACACUGAAUAUAUAUCUUUAUUAAUAUAUUCUCAGCAGCACAACUGUGUUUUUUUUUUUUUUUUUUUUUUUUUUAACAAUGAUGCAAUGAAGUAAUCAAAUCUAAUCAAAACAACAGUGGCAAACAGUUUCUGGACUAAAGGCAACUAUAAAGUGUCUAAAUACUUUAUACUUUAAGUUUGUCUAUUGUUUUAGAAUUUAAAACCAAAAUAAAUUCAUUUUUGUGAAACAUUUUGCUUGAAAAUUGUACUUGUGUGUUGUGUGGAACAUUAAAAAGAUAUUUUAGGAAAUGUCUCAGUGUUUUUGUCCAUUCAAUGGGCUUUAAAGUUGUUUGGUUCCCAAUAUUCUUCUAAAAUAUUUUUUUGUGCGUGUUUCACCGAAGAAAGUCAUGCAGGUUUGGAGCGACAUGAGGAGGAAUAAAUGAUGACAGACUUUUAGUUUUGUGGUUUAGUUUAUGACAUUCAUACAUUUUUAGGUGUAGCUUAACUAUCCAAAUACCUUUUGGAUACUAUUUAUCAUAGUGACUUUACUUAAUUUACAUAAGUAGUCAAUAAAGUGUUUGUUGUUAGAGCUAUUUAGACAGCAUUAGUCAAUGACAG